Microthlaspi erraticum is the source of this 294-nucleotide messenger RNA. NCBI's taxonomy places the organism in Eukaryota, Viridiplantae, Streptophyta, Magnoliopsida, Brassicales, Brassicaceae. The record is from the annotation of a GenBank genome assembly.
AUGCAGUGGUUUCCAACUUUCAUUGCAGCUACGAUCACCACCUCAGAAGACGCCAAAGCGAAUGGCAUGAAAGAAGUGGGAGAAGGGUUGUUGUUACUCGAGGAUGUGAAAGCUAGAGAGAGGCUUAAAGGGGAAAAGCUUUUAGACGCAUCAAAAACUCCUUCUCUUCAUAAAUGGGCUGAUGAGUUCUUGUCCGAUGAUACCGUGAAGAAUGUGGUUCCGGGGAUAGAUAAAGUUGCCAAGUUAAUAGGAGAUGUUGAAGCUAAAACUCAAUCCGCAGCUUCUACAUCUUGA